This is a messenger RNA of Canis lupus familiaris (dog), 2730 nucleotides long. Its product is annotated as metallothionein-2-like. NCBI's taxonomy places the organism in Eukaryota, Metazoa, Chordata, Mammalia, Carnivora, Canidae. The transcript has a single exon. Bases 1238 to 1435 code for a protein of 65 amino acids. Gene Ontology annotation, molecular function: metal ion binding. The record is from RefSeq and is a predicted model, not a curated record.
UAAAUAAAUAAAAUCUUUAAGAAAUUUUACAAUUAGCAUCACACUUAAUGCUAAAAAAAAUAAAUGCUUUCUCCCUAAGAUUGGAAACAAGAUAAGGAUGUCUAUUCUCACCACUGUUAUUGAGCAUACUACUUGAAGUUCUACCCAUCACAAAAGUCAAGAAAAGAACUUAGAGAAGCUAAUGCUGGAGAUAAUAAUCUGAAAGUUUUCAGGAUAUUGAUGGUAUUUAAAGCUGUCAAAAUAUGUAAGAUCACGAGGGAAGAAAAAAGUAGUAGGACACAGCCUUGAGGAACUCCAAUAUUUAAGUACUAGUUUAAGAAGAGGGAGCUUGCAAAAACCAAGGAAGAGGCACCAAAGAAAUUAAAAGAGAUAUAUGUUUCAUAGAGAAGGUGCUCAACAGUGUGGAAUGCUACUGAGAAUCUAAAUAAGAUGAAGAAAGAAAAGCUUCUAUUGAAUUUAGCAGCAUGAAAGUUGGUGAGAACUAUAUUAAUAAGAACUGACUUCAGAAUCAAGAAACAACAACAAAAAAAUCAAGAUAAAUCCAAAUAACAAUUUGAUUUCCCCCCCCCACACACACACACACACACACAACCAAAGGUCUGGAGAUGAGCUGCUACAGGCACUAGUUGGCAGCUGCAUGUUGGAGCUGCUAUGAUUCCCUUGGACUUUCUCUGAUGACUGUGUGAUGGGUGCCAUUACUCUGGACUCGUGUAAAAGGUGGUGGGGAGGGGGUUGGAAGCAAAGUUGUGGAGCGCAUAGCAUCUGUCCCUUUAUUAAGAAUAGAAGAGCUUUCCAGGGCACUUGGGUGGCUUAGUCAGUUAAGCAUCUGACUCUUGAUCUUAGCUCAGGUCUUGAUCUCAGGGUUGUGAGUUCGAGUCCUAUCUCAGGCUCUAUACCCCGCUUAAAGAAAAACUCAAAAGAAACUCUUAUCCUCAGAAUUUUUUUGUAUCUCAUCAGUCAGAACUAUGUCACACAGUCACCCUGAACUGCAAGGGAAGCUCUGGGAAGAUGAGAGUUUAAUUUUUCUAGCCUCUGCAGAAAAAGUGAAUAAGGGAAAAGGGCUGGGAAUGAAGGGCUUUGUCAACCAAAAGUGCCUGCCACAGUGACCCUGUGGCAGUUUUAGUGGUGUGGUGAGAAUAAAACCAAAUUAUAUUGUAGACUGAAGAGUGAAUUGGAGCCACACCUCCAGCAUGUCCUCCUGUGUCAUGUCAUCUGCUUUGCAUAAUCUCUACUCAAAAUGGACCUUAACUGCUCCUGUUCCACCAGUGGCUCCUGCAUCUAUGCUGGCCCCUGCAAAUGCAGAGUGCAAAUGUCCUUCCUAAAGAAGAGCUGCAGCUCCUGCUGCCCUAUGGGCAGUGCCAAGUAUGCCCAGGACUGCAUCUGCAAGGAGGCAUCAGACAAGUGCAGCUGCUGUGCCUGUUCCAGAUGUAAAUAGAGCAAUAUAUACAAACCUGCAGUUUUAUUUUGUUGUUGUUUAGUUUUUAUUUCAUAAUCAUAAAUUUAACUCUGCAAUCCAGCUAGACUUGGAGGGGAGUAAGGAAAAUAUGGAACCCAUAGAAUUGUAGAGAGAGCACAAAGAUGACACAAUUUGACACAAGUCAAAUUUAUUAGAUUUGUCCACAUUCACCGAUGGUGAUUUUCUUGCUGGUCUGGCCAAAGACCACAUGCGUGCAUCCAAUCACUUAGUCUUGGCAGUACAGAUAAGAAACUGGGAACCAUUUGUGUUGGGUCCAGCAUUUGCCAUGGACAAGAUGCCAGAAUCCCUGUGCUUUAGGAUGAAAUUCACAUCAUGGAAUCUCUCCCCAUAGAUGGACUUGCUGCCAGUGCCAUUUUGGCUGUGAAGUCACCUCCCUGGCACAUAAAUCCUGCAAUAAUCUUGUGAAAGCAGGAAAUUUUAUAAUCAAUUUAUUUUUCCCCAGUUUUCAGAGCAUGAACGUUUUCUGGUAUCUUAGGAACGUUGUCUACAAACAGCUCAAAGGAGAUGCGGCCCAAGGGCUCAUGAUCCGAAGAACACAGUGGGGUUGAACAUGGCUGGGCCGCGGGGUCAGCUGAUAGAUGGCGGCGUCUGCCCAAAUUUGAAGUUUCAAAACAUUUUUUCAUAAUACACUGCCCUGCUUGCUACAUUCCUGUUUCUAAAACACAUGAAUUCUAACAAAGUUGUUGACUUAAAAGAAAGUGAAUUGGAGGAGAAAUAGCAAAACACAACAGAUAGAAACAUUCUCUGUUCAUUUGGCUAGAAGUUUAGCUGCAUGGAGGAGCAGAGCAGUGGGAUGGUGUCUAGACCGGUAUUUAAAGGCUAGAUUUAAGGUCGCGCUUAACAUGAAGUAGACUGUUUGUAAAAUGACAGGAAUAAUGGUAGUGAAGAGAGGAGACCCUAAUGAUGCAAGGAGUCAAGAAGAUGCAGAAAAAAGUCCAAAAAGCUCAUGCCCAUGGAUUCCAACCUGUGUGAUCUUUCCUUCCUGACCAUCUAUCUGCCUAUGGUCUUUGGAUUACUUAGCCACCCUCUACAACUGUGUCAGGUAAUUCCUUGCAAUAAACCCCUUAAGAUGUCUGGUUCUGCUUCUCUGGUUAAAUCCUGACAUUGAAUUUGAUCCUUGAAAAGUCAUUGAAAAGACAGUAUAGUAAUGCACUGGUUUCUAUUAAAGCAGAGAGGAGUUACACUUGAGCUAAGAGGAAUGAAGACUUCCAAAGUGAGAUUUCACUUAAACUGAAUUUUAAAGAAUUAUUAAA